UAUACAUAGAACGCUUUCGUACACAGUGCCCACUCACUGCAGCUCGUGCAUAGAUAAUGUUCACACCGUUAUGCGACACACUCGUCGCCACCACUUGCUGCAACGAGAGGUUAGCCGUUUCUUUACAGCUUAUCGGCAACGUUGUCCCGCAAUUUGUUUCUAGCUACUGGCUGCAAUCACACGUGGCAUGUUUACUGUGGCAUGUCCCGGGCUGGGACUUCAUGCAAUUAUAACGGUCAUUAUGAUAGUCAGUGAGAAUACGUGUUGCCAGAAAAAAAUCAUCGUGGGGGUCGCGUGAGCCAAUGAGGCUGAUGGUCGGUCGCGUCCGACGGGAGCGAGAUGCCAACUGACGCGUGACGGCCGAGUUAGAAUAUCGACGCCAACGAAAAUCUGCUACAUCGUCGUAUGACCGUACCUGGAGCAUUCUUUAUUUCUGCUUUUCGGGGUCCGUCGCUGCUAUUUUCUCGCUUGCUUGUGCUAGCAAGCAUAUGUACGGGAUAAGUAAGAGCCCCACCGCAUAGGGACAUCGCAGUGAUUACCACGUACAUUGCUUGUUUCUAAAUUUGAUAUGCCUUCUAGGGCUAAAUUUACCAAGGUUUUCGCAAAGCUUGGUGCAGCCGCUCAAAGCUAACCGUCAUCGGUAAGGUUAAACCGCACUCAUACCUUCAUCGCCAAGGAACAACGGAAAUGCUGCUGGGUUUAGGAAGGGGGUGUACGAUACCCAGGGCACGGUGAAGUGCCACCUAGGCUUGGACGUUUCUUGGACAGGCACGCCAUGUACCCACCCAAGUGCACAAGCCCUUUCCCCAGACAGCUUGACAUGCUUGCUUCCUGGUUACUCAUACCACAUAAACACUUCCACCACGUACCUUACCAGGGCAUUAGGAAAGCCAGACUCACGCGGGAUAGCCAAACAACGCACGCUAAAAGCCCAGCCUAGAACGCUGUUCAGUGCAAGCUCUCUUCCCACUCACGCAACCCACUCUCAAGCCGGAUACCUUUACCUUGCACUACGCGGAAUCCGAUAUCUCCACCAUCAUCACUCAUAGCAACAGUAGUGGUGUGACCCGCGAUAAUAGUGUAGGGCUGGGUUCAUCACCCGUGUUCCCUUUUAGGGAACCGUUGUAAUGGUCAUUCAUUCAGCUGUGCGGCUUGAAACGGCACCCGCUGCGGCCCUGCUGGCCCCCUCACACCUGUCCGUGCAAGCACCCAUGCAGUGCCUCCACCGCAGCUCGCGCCGCGCCAGGCGCUCUCCGCCCGCCUCCCUGACGCUGCCGCUGCCAGUGCUGCUGCUGCUGCUCCUGACCGCCUGCUGGGCCCCUCGGGCUACCCUGGCGGCUGAAGCCUCCACAACCCAGGACCCCUCCCUUACCUCCGUUGAUGCCUCCGGGGGACAGCAACAGCAGCAACAGCAAAGCGCGGGUGGCACGGCAGGUGUUGCUGUACGGCAAGAGUGCAGCGAUGUGCCCGUCAGUACCUCCCAGCUCGAGCUAGCCAAGCGGGCUGACAUCAUUGUGACAGGCGUCGUCCUGGCCGCCGGCGCUGGUAGCGGCCUCUGCCACGACAACGGCACGCUGGUGCCCCUCCCCGACUCUCCCUCCACUAAAUCCAGCAGCGGCACCAGUUUCGUGCUUGUGGGGCUGCAGUGCGUGCACCGCGGCCUGGUGCGCUGCCGGACCAACACCGAGGACGCGGGCGACUGCCUGCUGCUGCUGGAGGCGCCCGUGCUGGCGGACAGCGUGCCAUGCGCGCUCACCGGCGGGCAGCGCUAUAUGUUCUUC
Molecule: messenger RNA, 1781 nt
Organism: Astrephomene gubernaculifera
Lineage: Eukaryota; Viridiplantae; Chlorophyta; Chlorophyceae; Chlamydomonadales; Astrephomenaceae
Source: the annotation of a GenBank genome assembly